Molecule: messenger RNA, 6618 nt
Organism: Magnusiomyces paraingens
Lineage: Eukaryota; Fungi; Ascomycota; Dipodascomycetes; Dipodascales; Dipodascaceae
Exons: 2
Coding region: 1-6618 (2205 amino acids)
Biological process (GO): positive regulation of GTPase activity; Ras protein signal transduction
Cellular component (GO): plasma membrane
Molecular function (GO): guanyl-nucleotide exchange factor activity; protein binding
Source: RefSeq, a predicted model, not a curated record
AUGAGUUUCUUUAGAAGCUCUAGUCCAGGAGGUGCCUCUACCACAAGUAGGGCAGACCAGAAAUUAGCUUCACGCGCCGCUCUUCAUGCUGCCAACGAUAAUAAUAAUAACUCUGCCAAUUCUAAUUCUAAUUCUAAUUCAAAUUCAAAUUCGAAUUCGAAUCCAAAUUCUAAUUCUAAUUCAAAUUCAAAUUCAAAUUCUAAUUCUAAUAACCUUCUGCCAACUACAUCUUUAACUAAUACUACUACAUCCAACACAGCUGCUUUUGCCUUUGCGCCUGCCACCACAACCUCUUAUCCAAGUUCUCCUAGACCAAGGUCAAUAGCCAAUUUUAAAUCCACCCCAAACUCUCCUUCUUUAUUUUCUUCCUCUUCUUCAUCUGCUACUUCUCCUCCAGCUGUCACUUCGGACAAACUUCCAAUCUCUUUGGAUGACCCCCAUUCAAACGUCCCUUACACUGAGCAUCUCUCCAAUCAUUCCAGCAAAAAAUCAGCUUCUCGCUCUUCAGGUGCUUCAAUCUAUUCUGUCAACUCAUCUUUUAAAGGUGCUCGUGCACUUCAACGCAUCUCUUCUGUCGCUUCUUCUGCCACAUCAUCACUCUUUAAAACUCAGCUCUUUGGUGGAUCUAAUUGCAAUAAUAACAGUAGCAGUAAUAGCAAUAAUAAUAAUAAUAACAACAACAACAGCACUUGUUCUAAAAAACAACAAAACUCAUCUCUAGAAAAGGACGGAUUUUUUCAAAGAUCAAAUAGCACAGGAUCUUCCUCAAAGCUUUUGAAAUCUAAAAUGAGUACUUCACAUAAACAAGAUACUUUCCGGUCAUCACCUGGCUCACCUGCAGUCCCAGUAAAUAUCUCUUUCCAACAAAAAACGCAGCAACAACAGCAACAGCAACAGCAACAGCAACAGCAACAGCAACAGCAACAGCAACAGCAACUUCAACAGGGUUCGCCACUUACUUCUCCGCAAAAUGCAAAUAUUUCUCCUCUUCAUCAACAACUACCACCUCUUUCUACAUCCUCCUCUCCAAUCCAAUACCCUUCAUCAGCUACUCAUAGUCCAUUUAUUGUUCCUGCAAACGUCUCCACGAUCUCAGACACUCCUCCAGCCUUUAUCACUCAGCAACACAGAUCUAGACACCCAUCUGUUUCAUCCACUCUUUCCAUCUCUCCUGUUACUUCUCAUCAAUCUUUUUCAAAAGCCUUUGAACCACGAGUAUUAGCAGCAGCAGCAGUAGCAGCAACUACUCCAACAUCAACUCCAGUAACAGUCUCCAACUCUAUUGUCCCUCCUCUUCCACAGCAACAUUCAGUAAUUCCACCACCAAUCUUUAAAACUCAUAUGGAACAAUACACCCAGUUGAAUGCAAAUACUACAGGAACAGCGGCAGCAGCGGCAGCAGCGGCAGCACCUGCAGCAGCAUCUGCAUCAAGUUACCCCACUUCCCAUAUUGCUUCUAAUCAACUGCCUUCUCCACCUUUCCAUUCUCCAGAUGAUUCUGUCACCCUAGAUGACCCGCUACAGCAACAACUGAUACAGCUUUUGCGUGCACAACAGCAUUUGAAUGAACAGCAACAACAGCAACAACAGCAUCCAUUUCAUCCACCACCCUCUCAAGCGGUACAUGUUCCAACACCAUCAUCUACAACUUCAUUCUCCAUUCCAGACUCAUCAACUCUUCCACCACCACCUUCCUCUGAAUUCAUCGAUACAGUCAUUGCACGUUUCCCAUUUACUCCUCCAAAUGCAUACUCAUUGGAACUUAAACCAGGUGACGUGAUCAAGGUACUUCUGAAGCUUGAUGGCUGGUGGGAUGGCGUCAACUCCCAAGGCCAACGGGGCUGGUUCCCCUCAAACCUCACGUUGCCACUCUCUGAAAACCAACUUCAGUUUCUCAGCAAUGGCGCCCAACCCGAUGUUGUUGCUGUUUCAGAUAAACAAGAUUCGCGUAGUCCCUCUAUGGGGUCUCAUAGCAACCUCUCGCAGUCACAACUACGUACUGUAAGCAGCUCCAGCAGCCUCCAUAGCACGGCAAGUGCCCGAAAAGAUUUUGAUCUUUCACAAGCUCCAGGUGCGUUUACACAUCAGCGCCCACAUCAGCAGCCGCCUGCACUAUCUGAAGUCUCUGCUCCGUUGCCAAUCCAGCAACCAGUUGCAGGGGCUCCUGACUCGAUUGAUAAUUUCAAUUCGUUUUUAAACUUUUCUCCAAACCAAGCGUUGCCAUCUUCUACAGUAUGUUCGUCACCUUCACCAUCCUCUUCUAGCCACAGCAUUCACAAUAAUAUUACACCCACUGCUGUUGCUGCUACUGCAGCAGCAGCAGCAGCAGCCGCCGCCGCCACCACCACCACCACGGCUACCACCACCUCAAACUCUGGCACUACUGUUAACCCAGGUGCUGCAAAUACUUCACCCGGGGCUUAUUUUCCAUCUUCGCUUGACCCAAAGGUCACUACAACUUACCAAGCCACAAUGGACCAGCUUGAUCCUUUGGCAGUCUCAGGUGCGGCGGCUUCUAAACAAUUUCACCUGGCUCAGCAACAGCAGUCACAACCCCAACAUCCGCUACUUUCUCAGUAUGCGCCACCACCUUUACCACAACCACCAUCAUCUAACCACGUUACUCUUAACUCCGCUGCUACUGCUGCUGCUGCUGCUGCUGCUACACUUACAUCAAAUCCAUCCAACCUUACUCCUUCAACUUUCCCUGGCAGAAGACACAACCCAGUGUUCAACAACGUUUUCGAAUCUACUCCCAUACAGCCGGACAUGUCUUCGGUUAGCUCCCGCAGCCUUAGUGGCGUUGGGGGAAGCAAUGAUAACUCUCGUAAAGGAUCUAUUGUGUCCUUCAUGUCGUCAAAUUCCAGAAACGAUGACUCUGAAAUUUCAUUUUCGGAAACUCUCAAUCUUUCCGAUUACCGCUUCGUCGAGGCUGAUACUCUUUUAAAGCUCUCCCAAGGUGACUCGAAUCCGUUGCUUUCCGAACACCGAACUUUUUGGAACCCUUACUCUAAUAGCCAGACAAAGCUUUUUUUUUACAACCCCCAGCUUAAACUCAUUACAAAUAAUAUUCCAUUUGAAAGCGUUUCAAGGGCCCAGGCGGCCACUCUCGCUUCAAUGCCUCUCCCUACAACUUGUCCAGGACCUAAAGAUUUGUCUUCAGUCAGCGAACAUCCAACUAUUUCUCUGACAUCUCUUGAUGGCGGGAACCAAGUGUCGCCCCCGAUUAUUAAAUCAUCGGGCGAUCCUUACAAAGAAUUGCUCUACAAGUACUCUCAAAAAAAUUAUGAGUACAACAAGAACCGUACUCGCUCAGAUUCGGAAUACUCCAUCACCAGUUUGUCCAGCUCUCUUUCCAUCCCCUUUAAGUAUACAGAUAAUAUCGAACAUCUCAAAACAUGGUCCAGCAUCGUGGGCCGUUUGGAGCUAAUUGCCUCCAAUAUGUUGUCUAGUCUUAGCAGCAGAGACUUUAAUGGCAUUUCCAACUCUUACGACUCCUUCUCCAACAUUAUCGCCCACAUCAGUUACAUGUCUGGCAUUCCUCCUAGCACAGUUCCAGCUUCUAUUCCUUCCAACCGCGAAAUCUCCCGCACUUAUCGUCGAAUGGUGACUUGUCUUUCCAAACUAGGCUUGUCUGCCGACAUUGCUAAAGACAAGUCUGAAGCUUUUACCGAGUUUUUGAAAAAACCCCGCUCUAGCUCCGUGAUUUCAACUCACAGUCUCGGAUCCCUAUCACAAUCAAGCAACUCAACCCUCAGUGGAGACCGCAAGUUUUCCAUCAUUUCCGAGCUAUCCGAAUCCGGCGAAGAUGCCGACCCUUACAAGCUUUGUGCACGCGACACAAAAAUGCUUCUAAAAUGCACAAAGGCUUUUAUCAAGCAGUUUAAGCAAACUCUUCGUACAGGAAGUGUGUCUACAGGAAGUGGCACCAACUCUAGUUCUGGAGCUCUCCCAGUCUCUUCUUCUUCAGAAUAUGCAAACUCUGAAUUUAGCAAUGAUGACUCUGCAUCCAUCACCUCGCGUGGCAGUAUUGAUUCUCAAGCAUCUAUCUCUUACCCUGUCAAGAGGUUCCGAGCUGGUACUUGGUCUAACACUAACAUUAGCCCCACAUCACCUAGUGGAGUGCCAGGAGCACCACGCCCGCCACGCCGUGCCUCCAUCGUUCCUCUCGAAGCUUACGACUCUAUAAUUCCACUAGAUUAUGUGGUUGUCACUGUUCUUGAGCACCAGCGGUCCAUGGUGUUAAAUAUUUUGCGUCAAAUCUUCAGUCUCAUCAAUAACAAAAGACCUUAUGAUUCUACUACAAAGACACCUUCCCACAUGUCUACACCUGCAUUACCUAACAAUCCCCCAUACCAAGUAGCCCCUGCAGGCACGUCUGCCUCCUUUUCCGAUUUGAAGGCAGCCGCAGCUAUUCGUUCAAAUUCUGAAAAGUCAUAUCUUGAUAUGAAGGAAGACCGCAGGGUUUUGUUUGUUUCUUCACUUAACGCUUUAGUGGCUAUUGUUACAAACAUUUCCAACUUACUUGAGUCGUUGGACCUUUCAGUCUACCAAUCUUGCAUGCACUCACUGCACAAGCAUACAGGCGACUGUAGCAACUUUUACUCCCAAGUCGCUUCUCCUUCUAACGUGCAGUCUCUUAUUUUGCUUUACGACUUUUUGAAUGUUAAGCAGACCAUAUAUGAUGAGUUGCUGGGAUUUCUGGCUGCAGUUCAAAGCAAUGACAUUUUGGAAAAAGACUUUAUUGAGCAUUUCGCCAAUACCCUUGAGGCUACCAAGGUUUCUUCAACUCUUGUUAGCAUGGCUUCAUCUACGGAUUUGAACAGGGUAGCUGCAAACUCUGCAUCAUCUUCAAACCCUGCAUCUUGCUGUACAAAAAAGUUUACCUCUACUAACCAUGAAAUUUCGGAGGGUGCCAAGUCUUGCGCCAAUGACCAUGAACGCAUUAUCAAGAUGCGCGUCAUGGAAAUGGGUAUUGCUGUGGAUGCAGUUGUUCAGACUGCUGCCCUCCUUGCAGAAGAGCGGCCUCAAGCUCCAUUUGGAGACUCUGAAGGCCCACAAUCUGGUCCCGCGACAUCUGGGUCUGCAGUUUCUGCGCCACCAUUGUCUGAAGACACUCAAGACCCAUUGGGCUACUAUCCAAGAGAUUCAUCUCAUUCACAAACCCAAGUUUCUGGGCCAAACAAUAUCCGUUCCCGGUCGAGCAGUGUUGCUGGCCUGGAAAGUAGUGGAGGAUACAGUAUGGUGUCGUCUAAUAGCUCUGCUUCCAAGGUAAGCAGCAAAACUGAAACCCCAUGGUUUUUAAAGGUUGAUCAUGCGGAUGAGCUUAUUUUUGAUGGCAAGAAUCAUGUCAAAGGAGGAACGCUUAUUGCACUUGUUGAGCGAUUAACUCAGCAUGAUUCGCGCGAUGCAGCAUUCAUUGACGCCUUCUUACUUACAUUUCGGAGUAUGAUGUCGCCGCAGCAGUUGUUUCAAAUGCUAUUGAACCGUUAUACCAUUCAGCCACCUGCAGGGCUUACGUCUGAUGAGUUUAAUUUGUGGACAGAGCGAAAGCAAAAGCUGAUUCGGUUUCGAGUGAUUAACAUUUUGAAACGAUGGCUGGAUGAGUUUUGGUACGAGGAUCCCAAUAGUAAACCAAUCCAGAUUUUGUUGCAGUCUAUGAUGAACUUUACAGUCGAGCUCAAGCACCAAAAUUCCCCCGUGUAUGAGCAGAUUCGCAAUCAGAUUGAAAUCAAAAUGAAGAUGGAUAAGGCCACGCAUAGACGUAUAAUCCAAAAUACCCCUACCACACCUCCUGUGCCCAUCUUGCCUCGCAAUCUCAAGAAAAUCAAGCUUUCGGAUCUCGAUCCGCUCGAGCUUGCCCGUCAGCUUACUCUUCGGGAGUUUAAGUUAUUUGAGCAAAUCACUCCCUUUGAGUGUCUUACACGCCGGCAAAGCAAAAACAAGACCCGAAACAAUACGCUAGAGGGUACACCCCAUAUUGAUGACUUUAUCCAAAACUCAAACAACUUGACCAAUUGGGUAUCUGCCAUGAUUUUGACAUACACUGAGCCAAAGAAGCGCGCACAAGCCAUCAAGUACUUUACCAAUGUGGCGGAAUAUUGCCGACAACACAAUAAUUUUUCGUCUAUGAUGGCAAUCAUUUCAGCUCUUUCUUCGGCCACAAUUCAUCGAUUAAAGAAGACAUGGGUGCUUGUUUCUGAGAAAACCAUGUUUGUGCUUGAAAAUAUGAAGCGCAUUAUGAAUUCUUCGCGCAACUUUAACGAGUAUCGUGAUAUUAUCCGGUUGGUUAUUCCGCCUGUGAUUCCGUUUUUUGGCGUGUGCUUGACAGAUCUUACAUUUUUGGAGGAUGCUAACUCGGAUUACUUGCACGAAGAUUCCAACAUGAUUAAUUUCAGCAAACGGAUGAAGUCUGCAGACAUUAUUAGCAGAAUCAUGCGGUACCAGGUUGUACACUACCCAUUUCAGGAGGUGGCAGAAAUCCAAAGCUUGUUGACGGCGGGAUACUCGCAGGCAGAGCCCAUUGACUCGCAGUACGAUUUGUCACUUACGCUGGAGCCUCGUGUGAAUACUGACGAGCGCGUAACCAAGUUGCUGGAAGAAACUGGGUUUUUGUAA